GACCGCCGCGGUAGUGUCUGACGGUCACUUAAGAACGUGAGCGGCGCCGGUGAACACCAACUUUCCCGGCAAAACUGGCAACAGAAAGGGCUUGAGAGGUGACGUAACAUCGAAUCGUGCGAGACAACUGGGGCAGAGAAAAGAGAUUUUUCCAACCCGUUCUCCAAACUGGAGAGGCAUUGGAAAGAUACUCCGAGAACGAAUCAAAGAACAGACUGCGGAUCGCUCGUGAGGAUCAUAACAGAAAAGCAGAAAACUUAAAACAGACACUAAACAUCAAAUAUGACUUCAUACAAACGACUGUGCGGUUGUCUUGUGGUGGUUGUAUGGCUUUGCAAAGCACAAGGAAAUCAUCUUGGGGAAGGUACCCGAAAUCCUGCCAGUGACAGCUCUCCUCCCCCCUCCUCCGGCUAUGGUGGGGCUCCAGGGGGUUCACCCUAUGGCGGUGGGGCGUUCGGGGGUCCGGCGGGUGGAUUUUCUGGUCCUGGCGGUGGAGCGUAUGGUGCCCCGCCAGCCGGCGGGGGUUUUUCACCGAAUGCACCUCCUCCAGGCUUCUUCGGCGGUGCUGGUGGCGCUGGCCAAGGCCCUCCUAAUACACCUAAUGCGCCUGGGACGUUUGUUGAUGGCAGUCCUUUCCCAGAUUUCUCUGGAAUGGCAACCAGUAAUCCAAAUUUCACUCCCACGAAUCAGGUAGGCCCACCUCAAACGAACUUUGGAAUGCCGCCACCCGGCGGCAACCCUGGCCUUCCACCUCCAGGACCCGGUAACCAAGGUCCUGGCGGAGCUGGUGCAUUUGGAGGACCACCUCCCGGACCGGGAAAUCAAGGACCUGGCGGAGCUGGUGCAUUUGGAGGACCACCCCCAGGACCGGGAAAUCAAGGACCUGGCGGAGCUGGUGCAUUUGGAGGACCACCCCCAGGACCGGGAAAUCAAGGACCUGGCGGAGCUUUCCAAGGUCCUCCUCCCCCUAACGGAGCUUUUCAAGGCCAGGGACCACCUCCCCCUCCUGGUCCUGCCAACCAAGGUGGACCAUUCCAAGGACCACCACCCCCUACCGGCGGAUUUCAAGGCCAAGGCCCCCCACCCCCUAAUGGCGGACCCCAAGGACAAGGGCCUCCUCCACCUCCUGGCCCGGCCAACCAAGGUGGACCAUUCCAAGGACCUCCACCCCCAAAUGGAGGAUAUCAAGGUCAAGGUCCCCCUCCUCCUCCUAAUGGCGGACCACAAGGGCAAGGCCCUCCUCCUCCAGGCCCUGCCAACCAAGGUGGACCGUUUCAAGGACCCCCUCCCCCUCCCGGUCCUGG
Messenger RNA from Lingula anatina, 1304 nucleotides. RefSeq lists its product as uncharacterized. Lineage: Eukaryota; Metazoa; Brachiopoda; Lingulata; Lingulida; Lingulidae. The record is from RefSeq and is a predicted model, not a curated record.